ACGUGUGCGUUUCCACUGUUUACAGGAAAGCCCAGGGCUGUUCUGGCGAUACCGUGUGUCUGACUUGAAAGAAUCUUCCGACCAACCGCUUCUGUGCCACCAACAUGCCUGGCCACAUCAGCCUUAAGAGCACGGGACCUGAUCCCGAUCCCACGGAGUACUUGUACGUCUCUCUGGAACAGAAGAGAAUUGACUCUAGCAAGCCCUACGAUGGCAAGAAGGCUUGCUGGGUACCCGACGAGAAGGAAGGUUUCGUCCAGGGUGAGAUCCAGGGUACUAAGGGUGACUUGGUCACUGUUGUCGUACCCGGUGGCGAGACCAAGAACUUCAAGAAGGACCUGGUAGGACAGGUGAACCCUCCCAAGUUCGAGAAGUGCGAGGACAUGUCCAACUUGACUUACCUCAACGACGCUUCCGUCUUGUACAACUUGAAGCAGCGUUACAUCACCAAGCUGAUCUACACCUAUUCUGGGCUUUUCUGCGUUGCCAUCAACCCAUACAAGCGCUACCCCAUCUACACCGCCCGCACCACCAAGAUCUACAUUGGCAAGCGCCGUAAUGAGGUGCCUCCCCACAUCUUUGCCAUCUCCGAUGGUGCCUACAUGGACAUGUUGCAGAACCACGACAACCAGUCUAUGCUUAUCACUGGUGAGUCUGGCGCUGGUAAGACCGAGAACACCAAGAAGGUAAUUGCCUACUUCGCCAACGUUGCCGUCAACCCCAAGAAGAAGGAUGCCGAGCAGAAGCAGAGCUUGGAGGACCAGAUCGUCCAGACCAACCCUGUACUGGAAGCCUUCGGUAAUGCCAAGACCGUCCGUAACGACAACUCUUCUCGUUUCGGUAAGUUCAUCCGUAUCCACUUCGGCUCCUCCGGCAAGCUGUCGGGCGCUGAUAUUGAGACCUACCUGCUGGAGAAGGCCCGUGUCAUCUCCCAGCAGCCUCUGGAGCGCUCCUACCAUAUCUUCUACCAGAUGAUGUCCGACAAGGUCCCCACCAUCAAGCCCAUCUGCUGCCUCAGCAACGACAUCUACGAUUAUCACUAUGUGUCCCAGGGUAAAAUUACUGUCGCAUCCAUCGAUGAUGCUGAAGAGAUGGAGUUCACUGAUGUUGCCUUCGAUGUGUUGGGCUUCACUCAGACUGAGAAGGAUGACUGCUACAAGGUGACUGCCAGCGUCAUGCACUUCGGUGAGAUGAAGUUCAAGCAGAGAGGUCGAGAGGAGCAGGCUGAACCCGACGGCACUGAGGUCGGUGAUAUCGUCGGCAAGCUGCUCGGCGUUGACGGCGCUGAUCUGUACAAGAACUUGACCAAGCCCAAGAUCAAGGUCGGUAACGAGUUCGUGACCCAGGGUAGGAACGUGCAGCAAGUAUCCUACUCCGUCGGUGCCAUGGCUAAGGCCAUGUUUGACCGCGUCUUCAAGUGGCUUGUGAGGAAGUGUAACGUUACUCUUGAGACUGGCCUCAAGCGUGUCCACUUCAUCGGUGUCUUGGACAUUGCUGGCUUCGAGAUCUUCGACUUCAAUGGCUUCGAACAGCUGUGUAUCAAUUUCACAAAUGAAAAACUCCAGCAAUUCUUCAACCAUCACAUGUUUGUACUGGAGCAAGAAGAAUAUAAGCGAGAGGGCAUUGACUGGGUCUUUAUUGACUUUGGUCUUGAUCUGCAAGCUUGUAUUGAACUCAUUGAGAAGCCCCUGGGUCUUCUCUCCAUCCUGGAGGAAGAGUCUAUGUUCCCCAAGGCCACUGACAAGUCCUUCACUGAGAAGUUGAACGCUAACCAUCUCGGCAAGUCCCCCAACUUCAUCAAGCCCAAGCCCCCCAAGCCCGGCCAAGCUGAGGCUCACUUCGCCAUUGUGCAUUACGCCGGUACCGUCCCCUACAACCUUACUGGAUGGCUCGAGAAGAACAAGGAUCCCCUGAACGACACGGUCGUCGACCAGUUCAAGAAGGGUACCAGCGAACUCAUCCAGACCAUCUUCGCUGACCACCCCGGCCAGUCUGGUGGCGGUGAUGCUGGUGGCAAGGGUGGCAAACGUGCCAAGGGUUCUGCUUUCCAGACCGUGUCCGGCAUGUACAGGGAGCAACUGAACAACUUGAUGGCUGUCUUGAUGAGCACCUCCCCUCACUUCAUCCGUUGUAUUAUCCCCAAUGAGACCAAGUCGCCUGGUGUCAUUGAUGCGGCUCUCGUCAUGCAUCAGCUCACCUGUAACGGUGUGCUUGAGGGCAUCCGCAUCUGUCGCAAGGGCUUCCCCAACCGCAUGCUCUACCCCGACUUCAAGCACCGAUACUGCAUUCUAGCAUCCAAAGAAGCUGCUGCGACCGAGACUGAGAAGAAAGCGGCAGAAGUCAUUCUUGAGAAAAUUGAACUAGGAUCAGAAAAGUACAAAAUUGGCCACACGAAGGUAUUCUUCCGCGCCGGUGUCCUUGGUCAGCUCGAGGAAAUCCGUGACGACCGUCUGGCCAAGAUCAUCUCAUGGCUGCAGGCCUGGAUCCGUGGCUACAUCUCCCGCAAGAACUACAAGAAGCUCCAGGAACAACGUGUUGCCUUGAUUGUGGUCCAGCGUAACCUGAGGAAAUACCUCCAGCUCCGCACCUGGCCCUGGUAUCGCCUCUGGCAGAAGGUCAAGCCUCUCCUCAACGUCACCCGCGUCGAGGAUGAGAUUCGCGCCCUCGAGGAGAAGGCUGAGAAGGCUCUUGCUGAGCUCGAGAAGGAGAGCGAGCUCCGUAAGAAGCUUGAAGGCCAGAAUGUUACUCUUCUCCAGGAGAAGAACGACCUCUUACUGGUUCUCGAGUCCACCAAGGGUAGCGCCUCCGAGUUCAUGGACAAGCAGGCCAAGCUUGCUGCCCAGAAGGCCGACCUCGAAGCCCAGCUCAAUGAGCUCACCGACAGGCUCCAGAGUGAGGAAGAGGCCCGCAACAAGCUCUUCCAGGGCAAGAAGAAGGCUGAUCAGGAGAUGGCCACCUUCAAGAAGGAUAUUGAGGACAUGGAGCUGAGCCUCCAGAAAUCUGAGCAGGACAAGGCCACCAAGGACCACCAGAUCCGCAGCCUCAACGAUGAGAUCGCCCACCAGGAUGAACUCAUCAACAAGAUCAACAAGGAGAAGAAGCACCUCCAGGAGUGCAACCAGAAGACUGCUGAAGAUCUCCAGGCCGUUGAGGACAAGUGCAACCACCUCAACAAGGUGAAGGUGAAGCUUGAGCAGACUCUUGAUGAGCUCGAGGACUCUCUUGAGCGCGAGAAGAAGCUGCGCGCUGAGGUCGACAAGUCCAAGAGGAAGGUUGAGGGUGACCUCAAGCUUACUCAGGAGGCUGUCGCUGAUCUCGAGCGCAACAAGAAGGAGCUCGAGGGCACCAUCCAGCGCAAGGACAAGGAAGUCUCUUCCCUCGCUGCCAAGCUUGAGGACGAGCAGGGUCUUGUGUCCAAGCUCCAGAAGCAGAUCAAGGAGCUCCAGGCCCGCGUUGAGGAGCUUGAGGAGGAACUCGAGCACGAGCGCCAGGCUCGCGCCAAGGCCGAGAAGGGCAAGUCCCACUUCGCCAAGGAGCUCGAAGAGCUCAGCGAGCGCCUCGAUGAGGCUGGUGGUGCCACCUCUGCUCAGAUUGAGCUCAACAAGAAGCGUGAGGCUGAGCUCGGAAAACUCCGCCGUGACCUCGAGGAGUCCAACAUCCAGCACGAAGCCGCCCUCGCUUCUCUCCGCAAGAAGCACAACGAUGCCGUCGCUGAGAUGUCCGAGCAGAUCGACCAUCUCAACAAGAUGAAGGCCAGGGCUGAACGCGACAAGCAAGGAAUAACUUCGGAAUUGAACGAUGCCAAGUCCGCCGCCGAUAUGCUCAGCAAUGAUAAGGCCUCUGCUGAGAAGAUGAACAAGCAGCUCAUGAACACCAUCAACGAGAUUCAGGCCAAGCUUGACGAAGCCAACCGCACCCUCAACGACUUCGACGCCACCAAGAAGAAGCUUGCCGUUGAAAACGCCGACCUUCUCCGCCAGCUCGAGGAAGCCGAGAGCCAGGUUGGUCAGCUGUCCAAGCUGAAGCUGUCCCUCACCAACCAGCUUGACGACACCAGGAAACUCGCUGACGAUGAGAGCCGCGAACGCGCUACCAUCCUCGGCAAAUUCCGCAACCUGGAGCACGACAUCGAUGGUCUCCGUGAGCAGCUCGACGAGGAAGGCGAGGCUAAGGCCGACCUUCAGCGCCAGCUGUCCAAGGCUAACGCCGAGUCCCAGAUGUGGCGCGCCAAGUACGAGUCUGAGGGUGUUGCUCGCGCCGAGGAGCUCGAAGCUGCCCGCCUGAAGCUCGCCGCUCGCCUCGAAGAGGCUGAGCAGCAGAUCGAGCAGCUCAACGUCAAGAACAUGAACCUCGAAAAGACCAAGGCUCGCGUCAGCGCUGAGCUCGAGGACAUGCAGAUUGAAGUCGAGCGUGCCCAGACCCUCGCCAACGCCGCCGAGAAGAGGCAGAAGAACUUCGACAAGAUCAUUGCCGAAUGGAAGAUGAAGGUUGACGACCUCGCCGCUGAACUCGAUGCCUCCCAGAAGGAAUGCAGGAACUACUCCACUGAACUGUUCCGUGUCAAGGCCGCCUACGAAGAGAACCUUGAGCAGCUCGACUCUGUGCGCCGUGAGAACAAGAACCUCGCUGAUGAGAUCAAGGACCUCAUGGACCAGAUUGGUGAGGGUGGCCGAUCCCUCCACGAGACCGAAAAGAACCGCAAGCGUCUCGAGAUCGAGAAGGAAGAACUGCAGGCAGCUCUUGAGGAGGCUGAGGCCGCUCUUGAGCAGGAGGAGAACAAGGUGCUCCGAGGACAGCUUGAGCUCAGCCAAGUCAGGCAGGAGAUCGACAGGCGCAUCCAGGAGAAGGAAGAAGAGUUCGACAACACUCGCAAGUGCCACCAGCGCGCCAUUGAUUCCAUGCAGGCUUCCCUUGAGGCUGAAGCUAAGGGCAAGGCUGAGGCUCUUCGCAUGAAGAAGAAGCUUGAGUCCGACAUCAACGAGCUUGAGAUCGCUCUUGACCACUCUAACAAGGCCAACGCCGACCUCCAGAAGCACAUCAAGAAGCUUCAGGGUGAGAUCAAGGACAUGCAGGCCCGUGUUGAAGAGGAGCAGCGCCUCGCCUCCGAGUACCGCGAACAGUACGGCAUUGCCGAACGCCGCGCCAACGCCCUGCACGGCGAGCUCGAAGAGUCCCGCACUCUCCUCGAACAGUCCGACCGCGGCCGUCGCCAGGCUGAGGCUGAGCUCGCCGAGGCCAACGAGCACCUCAAUGACCUCACCGCCCAGAACAAUGCCUUGGGUCUUGCCAAGAGGAAGCUCGAGGGAGAACUCCAGACCCUCCACGCUGAUCUUGAUGAGAUGCUCAACGAAGCCAAGAACUCCGAAGAGAAGGCCAAGAAGGCCAUGGUUGAUGCCGCUCGCCUUGCUGACGAGCUCCGCGCCGAACAAGAGCACGCCCAGGCCCAGGAGAAGAUGCGCAAGGGUCUUGAAGUCCAGGUUAAGGAGCUCCAGGUCCGCCUUGAGGAGGCUGAAGGCAACGCCCUGAAGGCCAGCAAGAAACAGAUUGCCAAGCUCGAAGGCCGCGUCCGCGAACUCGAAAGCCUUCUUGACGACGAAGCCCGCCGCCACGCUGAUGCCCAGAAGAACCUGAGGAAGUGCGAACGCCGCAUCAAGGAGCUCACCUUCCAGUCCGAUGAGGACAAGAAGAACCACGAGCGCAUGCAGGACCUCGUCGACAAGCUCCAGCAGAAGAUCAAGACUUACAAGCGCCAGAUCGAGGAGGCUGAGGAGAUUGCCGCCCUCAACUUGGCCAAGUUCCGCAAGGCCCAGCAGGAGCUCGAAGAGGCUGAGGAGCGCGCCGACCAUGCCGAGACGUCCGCCAGCAAGGCCAAGGUGAAGGGGCGAGCGCAGAGCUUGGCCCGCAUGUCCCCACAGAGGUCUUAAGCUGGUCUACAAACUUUAGAAAACCCGUCAGCCGACCUUUCAACCUAAGCCGCCAGAUGCUAGAGUAACCGACCACCGCACGACUCAUCAACUAGAUUUAAGUUUACGUCGGGAAGUCCCAUAGCGAUUAUUUGUUAUAUCCGAGACUCUUGUCGCUGUAAUAUGUCUUUGUUACAGUCGCUCUCAAGAUCAGUAGAUUUCGUCUUUGAGCUCCAACACGGUGAUGUGAGCGCAAGAUCAAUAGGCUAUAGUCAAAGCUGGAUUAUUUUGCAUUGAAUCUAAUUCACUUCUCUGUGAUUCUUCCCUAUUGAAUCUUAUCUCUACUUCAAACAUACUAUUCUUUUAACUAUGCUCUCUUUUCCCAUCAAUGUAAGUUCUCCUGCUGAGAUGUUAUAGCCGCUCGCUCUUUUUGGAGCUCAAUGUAGAUGCCUAAAAUUAAACAACGUCCAAUUGCUGGGAAAACAAGGAGGUUAUUUUUGCCUUUCAAGUGGAUGGCACUCACAGCUCACGGCUUCUGUUGUAACCGCCGUCACGAAUGUUCUUUAUUAAUAUAGAUCAGACACACGCGCCGUUUCUAUGCCAUCAGAAACUUAACUAUUAAGAAGAACAGUCCAAGGGCUUCCAUACAAAAGCUGUGAAUGGUAUCCACUCCACGAGUGCAAUGAAAACCUGUAGAAUCCUAUGCACGAAUACUCUUGUUUCAUCCGCUUUAAAUUUAUUUCUUUUAUAAAUGCAUAUUUAUCAAUCCAGCCUUUUGCCGGUAGUUUUCAAAUGGCUUGUGUUUCAGUACCGAAACCUUAUAUCUCAUUUCCUCAUGCGGAUCAAAUGGGACCCCAAACAGAUAAAGCAUUUUGGCUGGACGCGACACUAGGCUGCACGGGUUAUAAACAAAUAUGUGUCGGAAUUUGUCUCUGAAUAAGUGUAGUUCUACGAGAAUGAUGCAUUUCUGAUUCGGUUGAUGAUCGCACCAACUUGAUGUUAUUCAUUGAUUAGUUUUAGUAAAUGUAAAAGUAUCCUUGUGCCCGGCAAUUGUAUUCUUGUGUUGAGAAAGUGUCAUCUGAUAUGAGAAUAAGUGUUAUCAAUAAAGAAAACACGAGGCUGGAA
This is a messenger RNA of Hyalella azteca, 7028 nucleotides long. RefSeq names its product myosin heavy chain, muscle (gene Mhc). The coding region runs from base 105 to 5924 and encodes 1939 amino acids. NCBI's taxonomy places the organism in Eukaryota, Metazoa, Arthropoda, Malacostraca, Amphipoda, Hyalellidae. The transcript is spliced from 23 exons. Gene Ontology annotation, molecular function: cytoskeletal motor activity; ATP binding; actin filament binding. The record is from RefSeq and is a predicted model, not a curated record. Gene Ontology annotation, cellular component: myosin complex.